AUGCUCAAACUCCAUGAGAUAUAUGGGCCUGUCGUUCGAGUUGCUCCAAAUGAGCUUUCAUUCGACUCUGCAAAAUCAUGGGCAGAUAUUUACGGUGUUCGCAAAGAACACGGCAACUGCUUCCGCAAAAGCCGGUUUUAUGACGGAGGCAACUUUGCUGACCAAGCAGCAUCCAUCGUCAGCCAGCGCGAUCAUGAGAAACAUCAACGGAUGAGGAAGUUUCUUUCUCGCGCCUUUUCGGAAGCAUCACUACGAGAACAGGAAUCCUUGAUUAGCGACACAAUUAACCAAUUCGUGGCGCGAAUUGCCAAGGAGGAUGUGAUUGACUUCACGCAUUGGUUCAACUUGUUGACAUUCGAUAUUAUCGGCAAGUUGGCCUUUGGUAGAGAUUUUAAAGGCAUCAGCACAGGAGAAACACAUUUCUGGAUCAAUGAUGUUCUGGGUAGUAUGGCUCAAGCUAGUGUCGCAGAUACACUCGCUCGAUUUCCAAUUCUAGGAAAGGUCUGGCUCUGGUUCAAUCCUAGUUGGCUAUCUAGCGUGAUCAAAGCAUCUACUCGACAUCAGCAAUAUACAAUCGACAUAACCAACAAACGUAUCAAUGAACCUUCGCCACAGAAGGAUUUCAUGAGCUACCUCACCCAAGAUCGCGAUGGGGUCUCGGAUAUACAACUCGCGGCGCACGCAUCAGAUUUUGUCAUUGCCGGCAGCGAGACCACAGCGACCACGCUCGCAGUCGUCUUCUACCAGAUGUGCACAAACAUUACAGUGCAGCGUAAGUUGGAAAACGAAGUGCUCACGGCAUUCCAGAGCUACAACGACAUCACCGCCGCAUCUGCAGCGCCUCUCAAGUAUCUUCAUGCUGUGUGCCUGGAAGCCAUGCGCGUCUUCCCGCCGCUACCCUUGGGUCUUCCUCGUGAUGUGCCUCCUGAAGGCUCUACAAUUGAUAGCGUCUACGUCCCAGGAGGAGUUACUGUGUCUACUAAUCCAUACGCAGCUUGUAUGAAUGCCGAAAGCUUCUCCGACCCUCAAACAUUUGACCCGGAACGAUGGCUUAAUUGCAGCUCGGAGGAUGUGCUGGAAGCGAGCAAGCCGUUCUCCCAUGGCCCACGCGCUUGUUUGGGUCGAAGUCUGGCUUGGCUAGAGCUGCAUGUAAUAAUUGCACGACUCAUUUACAGCUACGAAUUCCUUCUGGCAGAUGAACCGUUUGACUGGAAUGCAAACGCCGAGAUGCAUCUGCUGUGGAAGAAGCCAAAGCUGCGUAUGAAGCUAAAGCAGCGCUGCAAGUGA
Molecule: messenger RNA, 1287 nt
Organism: [Torrubiella] hemipterigena
Lineage: Eukaryota; Fungi; Ascomycota; Sordariomycetes; Hypocreales; Clavicipitaceae
Source: the annotation of a GenBank genome assembly